ACUCUGCAGACUUUAACUCUGUCAACAUGUUGUCGUCUGUGUUGCUGCUGCCGCUGUUAAUCAGCGGAGCUCAAGCUUCUUUUUAUGGUGUCGUCUUCAACUACGCUUUUGGAGACCUCCAGCCAGGUGGAUACGCAGGAUACGCCGUGCCAUAUGACUUAAAGGUGAGCUUCAACUCCUGUGAAGAGUUCAACACUCUGAAUUGUUAUGGAUACUGUUCUGGGCCUCCUUAUUCAAUCGAUGAAAUCGGAGGUGAAUGGUGUCAGAAAGGACAUGCUGGCACUUUCUAUUCUCCGUACCUGUCUACGUUAACUCAACUGGUUAGCGCUUCAGCCUGGACAGAAAACAGGAAUGGGAUUGUAUCAUCAAGAGCAUUUUUGCAGUUUGACUUGAGAAACCGUUCUGACAUCAACAAACCCAACUCAUCGCCCCGGACCACCAUCCUCCCUCUAGUCAGAGUUCCUUCAAACUGUCAGAGAAACAUCAACCUGCUGGUCUCUGAUCCAGACGGAGACGACAGUAGAUGCAGAUAUGCAGCUGCUCCAGAGUGUGACAUCUGCACUCCUCCGUCUGUCCUCAACAUCUCACCUUCUUGUUCUCUGUCAUUCAGUCCCACCAACAGCAGUGAUGAAGGUCCGUAUGCAGUUCAGAUGGUGGUGGAGGAUUUUCCCAGACAGAACAUCACUCUGACUGACAGCAGUGGUUCACAAGUGAUGAAAACUCCCAGCGACUCCAUCAGCAGCAUGCCUGUCCAGUUUGUUUUUAAAGUGGAUCCUGCAGCUCCAUCCUGCACAGAAGGUGAAUUUCUGCCCAGGUUUCUGCCUCCAACUCCACAGAACGGAGCUCAGAUCUUCACCAACGUAAACCAGACUGUGCAAAUCCUCCUCAGAGCAGAAGCAACCCAGGCUGAGACCAUGGAGCUCCUGUUCUCCGGGCCGCUCGGAUUAACCAAGAGUUCAUCAGGAUCAGGAAACUUCACCCUGACAUGGACACCAUCGGCCAGUGGAGCAGGACUGGAUCAUCAUCUCUGCUUCGUUGUCCAAGCAAAUUCCUCCGGCUCCAUUUACCAGUCUGACCUUCGAUGCAUCAUUCUGACGACUGGGAGCAAUCCAGUCACUGCUUCCCCUCCAACUACAACUACCCCUCCAACUACAACUACCCCUCCAACUACAACUACCCCUCCAACUACAACUACACCUCCAACUACAACUACAACUACACCUCCAACUACAACUACCCCUCCAGCUACAACUACAACUACACCUCCAACUACAACUACAACUACACCUCCAACUACAACUACAUCUCCAACUACACCUCCAGUUACACCUCCACCUCCAACUACACCUCCUCCAUCCUCCAACCCAAACUUAACACCAGCCUCAGAAUCAUAUUAUGUUUUGGCUCUGAAUGCAAAGCUUUCCACUUCACUGUCACUGAAGAAUGAAUCUGCCACCAUCAUCAAACUGAUCAAAGACGAGAUGGUAAGGCAAGGACUGCCAGCAGGGAUAAUAGUGGAGCUGCUCAGCAGUGGUGGAGUGCAAGUCGCCCCCUAGUGGCUA
Messenger RNA from Gambusia affinis (western mosquitofish), 1562 nucleotides. RefSeq lists its product as uncharacterized. The transcript has 11 exons. NCBI's taxonomy places the organism in Eukaryota, Metazoa, Chordata, Actinopteri, Cyprinodontiformes, Poeciliidae. Bases 27 to 1556 code for a protein of 509 amino acids. The record is from RefSeq and is a predicted model, not a curated record.